AUGAAAAUUAAUAAGAAAGGAUCUCAGCUAACUCCUGUUUUACAUCUUGGAGCUGGAGCAUGUGCUGGAAUAAUUGCCAUGUCCGCAACUUAUCCAAUGGAUAUGGUUCGAGGCAAGAUAACUGUACAGACAGAGAAGUCCCCUUACCAAUACAGAGGGAUGUUCCAUGCUUUGACAACUGUGCUUAGGGAAGAAGGCCCACGUGCUUUAUAUAAGGGUUCCAUUGUAGGUCUAAACUUUGUUGUUUAUGAGUCUUUGAAAGAUUGGUUAGUUAAAUCCAAGCCGUCUGGUCUAGUGCAAGAUUCCGAGUUGUGUGUGACAACUCGCCUGGCAUGUGGUGCUGCACCUGGAACUGUUGGGCAAACUGUUGCUUAUCCCCUUUGA
Arachis duranensis is the source of this 384-nucleotide messenger RNA. RefSeq names its product mitochondrial adenine nucleotide transporter ADNT1-like. The record is from RefSeq and is a predicted model, not a curated record. The transcript has 4 exons. Lineage: Eukaryota; Viridiplantae; Streptophyta; Magnoliopsida; Fabales; Fabaceae. The coding region runs from base 1 to 384 and encodes 127 amino acids.